This is a messenger RNA of Entamoeba dispar SAW760, 354 nucleotides long. RefSeq lists its product as uncharacterized. The transcript has a single exon. The coding region runs from base 1 to 354 and encodes 117 amino acids. The record is from RefSeq and is a predicted model, not a curated record. NCBI's taxonomy places the organism in Eukaryota, Evosea, Mastigamoebida, Endamoebidae.
AUGGAAAUCGAAGAUAAAAUAAUCAGCACGAAAUUGAACAAAGUCAAAGUGAACGAUUUGAAUGAAUUUUUCGCAGAUAUGUUCACGUUAAAAGAUAUUUGCGACGACUUCGUUGAAUUGUUCAAAAAAGAAGAAAGAUACUAUUUGAACGAAGAAAAAUACAACGAGCUGCUAGAAGAAGAAACCAUAACACUCGAUAGUAUACAUCAGCUGACAAAUGAAAUAAAAGAAAACUACCAAGAUAUAAUAGAUGCGUUUUAUGAAAGAAGACUCCAUAGAAUGGAAGCAAGAGCAAUGAAAGCUUUCAAAGAGAUCGAAAAGAAACCAAGACAGCCAAAAGAAGAAGAUGAUUAA